Blepharisma stoltei is the source of this 2100-nucleotide messenger RNA. NCBI's taxonomy places the organism in Eukaryota, Ciliophora, Heterotrichea, Heterotrichida, Blepharismidae. The record is from the annotation of a GenBank genome assembly.
AUGGAAGACCCAACUACCCAUAUUCAAGAUAACCUUGAUUUCGCUGAAAUUGCAGCUUACAAUGCAAUACAGAGCAUAUAUACCAUUUUUUAUUAAUUAAUAUGCUUAUAUAGCAGAUAAUCAAAGACUUAAUUCAAUUUAAUAAUGAUUACUCAUUAGGAGGCGAAAUUCUCUAUGAUCACUACAUUGAGCAAAAAUCAGUUUCUUUUGCAGUUCAAAAUCUUCAAUCUAUAUUGGCAAACACUUUAGAAGCCCAUUAUGUCAGGCAUGACCUUGGAGAUCCUGAAAUCUGAAAAGCAGAUGAAGAGCCAGUUCCUUGCAAAAUAGACUCAUGGGCUCGAAACUCCAUCCCAGUCAAAAAAAAGAUAAAAAUGCCUUCAGUUGAAACAACAACUCAGCAAGUUCCAGCUGACAUGAAAAGUGUAAAAAGCUUCAAAUCUAGUCGAUCAGCGUUUACUCAAGUAAAACAACUAAAUAAAACACUUACUCUCUAUGAUAAAACAAAUUUAAUAAAAAUAAGCAAGAAAACAUAUUUAUUUUUCUAUUUAGAUGGAGCCAGAAAAUCCGACCCACCGACUCGCCCUUAUAGGCGAGUUUUAUUAAAAUGAUUUUUUCUUAUAUGGAGUUAGAGGAAUGCAAGGAGAAGUUAUUGAAGAAACCAAAGGCCAACCAAUUCCUAUACAGCAAGAAAAUGAAGAAAUAUCAGAGGAAGAAGAACAAAUGAGGCAAAGAAAAGAAAGAGAAAUGAAAAGGAAAAGAGAAGAAAGAGAAAGAAUUAGACAAAGAAAAGAAGAAGAGGACGAAAAAGAGAAAAAAAUUGUAAAAGAAGCUGAAGACUUGAAAAAUAAAACUUUUACCUAUGAUAACAAAGGCAAAAUUGUGAUUGUAAACCCCUUAAAAUAUGACACAAUCCCACCAACUGCAUUAGUAGUAAAAUAUACUCUGCCUGUCCCGAUAGUAGAAGAAAACCCAAAAGACCAAAAAAAGCCUAAAAAAGACCAAACUAAAGAAUUUUCCAUUGUGAAAGCAAGAAAACAAGUCCCAGUACAAGAGCAAGAAUGGGUUAAAAAUGUCACUUCAGUCGCGCCUCCUAUAUUUGACACUAUAAAAUUAACUACUGGAGUAUCCAUAAUAGAAGGAGGAAGAACAAAAUACCCAGUCAAUCAAGCAGGAGGAGAUCUAAAAACGAUGACUAGGAGAGAAUAUAGGACGCUCUCAGAGCAUAGACCAAACCCUUCCAUUAUGAAUAUGGCAGAUAACCUUAACCUGUCUAAUGAUAAAAGAUCUCCAAGAAGCAGCCAAGAGUCUUUUAAGCCAGGCAGCAAUAAUACACAAAGCAAAAAAGAUUUAUUUCUCAUAAAACUAUGAAGUUUAUAUAUUUAUCAAACAAUUUCUUUUUCCUAUAUAGGAUUGGUAUUAAUUUUUUAAACAUUUUUGCAAAAUUAUAUAUAAUUGGAUACUAGAAAGCAUCCCAGACUUUGAAGAACCAAACCAUGAUGUUGAAGAAUUAUCAGAAGAGGAAUCAUUAUCAGGAAGUAAGUCAGUAAAAAUACCAAGAUCCAAUACAUCUAAUAAAGAUCGAAUUUUACAGUAUGGCCAAACCAUUGAAGAAACUGAAGAAAUGAAUCCUGUUGAAAAAUUCAAUGUAUUGCAUUUUUUAUUAAUUUUCUCAAAAUAUUUCAAAUCAUAGUACUAAAUUUCUUAUAAAUCAUAAUUUUGCAAUAAAUUUUGAGCCUAAAAUUUAUAUUAAAAAAAAUAUCAAUUUUAAAAAAUAAACAAUGGGGAACCAAUCCUCCAUUUAAACAAGCUUUUCUUCCAGACAAAAUUCCUAAAAAGCAUCCAAAUGAUAAAGAAGCUUGGAGACUCUAUGCAGACCAGAUAAAAAAACCCAAAGAUGACCCAUUUGCAUCAGUUAAAGAACUCUGGGAAAAAAGAAGUUCUUCACUUAAGAAGCCUCGAGAUCGGCCUUUUAUCGAACGCGUCGAAAAGAAAAAAAGAAUGCCGCCUCCUCCAUUUGGACAAACUAUGGUCAACCAUGUGCCAGAAAUUACAGGAAUUGGCUCAUCUGGGGCUUAUUUAUCAGCAGAUUUUAACUCAUAA